Drosophila elegans is the source of this 1102-nucleotide messenger RNA. RefSeq lists its product as uncharacterized. The transcript has 3 exons. Bases 168 to 989 code for a protein of 273 amino acids. The record is from RefSeq and is a predicted model, not a curated record. Lineage: Eukaryota; Metazoa; Arthropoda; Insecta; Diptera; Drosophilidae.
AGUUUUAACCCCUUGACAUCUUCAUUAGAACACAAUAGGACCUACAAGCCCAACACACAAAACCAGCCCCAAAACCCAAAAAAAAAACCCCCAAUACUUUUGCAUUUUGGGACCCUCUCAGAUGUUCGAAGUGACAGUGUUCUGAAACUGGGUACUCCAAAUUCACGAUGGCAACCAAGCAGCCCACUCCCCGCCAGCUGGCUUACCUUGACGAGCUGAAGAUGCGUCUGCAGGAGCUUCGCGAUCGGCAGGCCACCUUCAUGGAGCAGACCGCCAAGAUGCUCAGCCGGAUGAGCUCCCCCAACAUGGAUACUGUUGCGGACGAGCCAGUGUCCACCGUUCCGCCGGAGGGAAGUGGAGCCCCAGACCCUUCCCUGGGUGCAGGUGGCGGGGUCACCAAGGGAUCGAAGGGCAACCUCAACAUCAAACAACUGAUCAAUCGCUUCGAGGAUCUGCGCAAGACAUCGCAGGAGUUUGGCGAUCUGCCCGAGGUUCCCGAGGAGCUGCUCAACGUGGAUGUGCGCCGCAUUCUGAAGGGCUACGAGAAGCUGAUCGAGGACGGCCAUGUGCUUCAGCAAUCCUGGUUCCUGCUCAAGAAGUCCACGGAGAGCUGUGCCCGAUUUGCCAGCGCCAACGUCAUGGAAUCGGAGGAAGGUCCUGCCUCGAAGACAAGCUCGGGCAUCGUUGAGGUCACCUACGUGGUACCAGAACGCAGUCCGCAGGUGGUAAGGGUUUCCCGCUCCAAGGAAUCUGCAUCGCUGCAAUCGAAUGUGGUCACCAGUUCGAUGAUUGUGGAUAAGGAGGAAGAGGUAUUCAGUCCAACGAAUGUCAAGUGGAAGUGCAGGUCGCCUGACUAUGGUCAUGCGCGUUGGGGAGCCUUCAUGCAGCUGAUCAUUUGCCUCUUCCGUCCCUUCCGUGGCUGCAGUAAAAAGAAGGCAGCCUCCAGAUCGAUGCCCUGCCACCUGCCGGAAAAGAAGCCCAUCCACUAGGCCUUUUCAAUAGCCAACACACAAAAUGCACAAGUGAAGACCCAAACUAAGCCACACCAAUCCCCCCACGAUAAUCCCACCAGAAAUAAUCCAAUAAAACGACCCACACCCAA